AUGCCACAAUAUGAUAACACCACCACCACCACCAUCCGCCUAGAUCACGACCUUUGUUGGCCUUUUGGAACCCUCGAAGGCCUUGACCAUGAUGACAUUCGUACGACCGCUUAUGAAAUAUUCUUCACGUCAUGCAGAUCUUCGCCAGGUUUCGGAGGUCGUAAUGCCAUCCAAUUUUACUCGUCGGAAAGUAAUGGAGGGGAUCAUGCGUCUGGUGGUACUGGAUCUCCGGCAAAAGCAGGGGGUCAUGGGGUGGGGAUGGCAGUAACGAGUAAAAUCAAGAGGGCGCUUGGGUUAAAGAUGCUAAAACAAUCUCAUUCUUCACGGAGAAGCAACUCAUGUGGGACGAAUCCCAUGUCUCCCGGAGGACACCAUGGAAAUGCGAGCCCCGGCAUUGGAUUUUCGACUGUACCUGGGAGGUCCAGGAGGCCAUUGACGUCCGCAGAGAUCAUGCGACAACAGAUGAACGUGCCGGAGGCAAGUGAUAACAGGCUGCGAAAGACACUCAUGAGAACCCUCGUUGGACAGAUGGGAAGACGUGCAGAGACGAUCAUUCUUCCAUUAGAGCUCCUCCGGCAUCUAAAGCCAUCUGAAUUCAACGAUUCAAAAGAGUAUCACAUCUGGCAAAAACGUCAACUAAAGAUCCUCGAGGCAGGACUCCUCCUUCACCCCUCAAACCCCCUGGACAAAUCUGACUCCUUUGCAAUGUGUCUUCGAGAGGUGGUUCGUAGCAGCGAUGUUAAGCCAAUUGAUACCGGAAAAAACUCUGAGACCAUGAGAAAUGUGUGUAAUUGUGUGGUUUCACUGGCAUGGAGGAGUGCCGAUGGGUGCCCAACUGAUGUUUGCCACUGGGCUGACGGUUUCCCAUUCAACGUCAACCUCUAUUCUGCCCUCCUUCAUUCCAUCUUCGACUCAAAAGACCAGACUAGCAUUCUUGACGAGGUGGAUGAUCUCCUCGAGCUUAUGAAGAAAACAUGGAGUACUUUCGGAAUCAACAAGCCCAUGCAUGACUUGUGUCUCACUUGGGUACUUUUCGAGCAAUAUGUUACGACAGGACACGUGGAGAAUGAUCUUCUUAGUGCCUCCUUGACCAUGUUGACAGAAGUGGCAAACGACUCCAAGAAAGUUGAUAGAGAGCCCGUCUAUGUAAAGAUGUUGUCUUCUGUCUUGACUUCAAUGACUAAGUGGUGCGAGAACCGAUUAUUGGAUUACCAUGAAAGUUUUAACAAAGGAACGAUUGGUGUAAUGGAGCAUAUUCUUCCUCUGGUUUUCUCGGCCACCAGAAUCUUGGAAGAAGACGUACCUGGAUAUGGAUAUGAACUGAAAGGCGAUCUAACUUCAGAUUCUACAGGGAAUAAUGUUGACCAGUACACCAGAUCAUCUUUAAAGAAAGCAUUCGCCAAGAUGGUAGGGAACCGAAAUUUGAUAAGCAGAAACAUGCCAUCACAACAAGUGUGUGAAACACUUGUCCAAUUAGCAAAUGAAACAGAGGAAUUAGCGUUUAAAGAGAAGGAAACUUAUUGUGUGGUGUUGAAGAGAUGGAACCCUAUAUCAGGUGGAGUUGGAGCCUUGACACUGCACUCAUGCUACGGUGUCUUGUUGAAGCAAUUCUUGUCAUGUAACUCUGACAUCAGCCACGAGAUGCUCACAGUCUUACAUCGAGCAGACAAGCUUGAAAAGGUGCUGGUUAACAUGAUUGUAGAAGACUCUGUAGAAUGUGAAGAUGGUGGAAAGAAUGUUAUAAGGGAGAUGGUCCCAUACGAAGUCGAUUCCAUCAUUGCAAAAUUUUUGAAGCAGUCCGUUGGCGGCAGGCUGAAAAAAAUCAGAGAGGUUGUUCACCGAGCUAAAGAAUCUGAAACAUGGAAUCCAAAGUCCAAAACUGAGCCUUACGCACAAUCAGCCGUAGAGCUACUAAAGCAGGCUAGAGAUCUUCUGGUUUCCUUCUUUGAGAUUCCAAUUGCUAUAGCUGAAACUAUGGUUGAAGAUUUUGCAGAUGGAGUUGAGAGAAUUCUGCGAGACUAUACUACUUUCGUUGCCUCAUGCGGUACAAAACAAAACUAUAUUCCGGCACUCCCUCCUCUAACAAGAUGUAGUCGAGGAUCAAAAUUAGCCAAACUCUGGAAAAAGGCAACACCUUGUGCAGUAUCAGGAAUGAGUCCGUAUCAUUUGGGGUUGGAGGAAGGCAACCAUCCACGCCCUUCCACCAGUCGUGGAACACAACGUCUCUACAUCCGUCUCAACACCUUACACUACCUUAUUUCCCAACUUACUUCCCUUGAAAAGUGUUUUGCCCAUUCCUCUAGAAUUAUUCCUUCACAUAAAAACCGUGCUAGCAGUAGCCGACGCCAUGCAGCCGGUGGGGCCCACUUUGAGCAUGCUCGAUCCUCCAUUAUGGCCGCCACUCAACAUGUGUCUGAGGUCGCAGCCUACCGCUUGAUAUUUCUUGAUUCAAACUCGGUUCUUUACGGCAGCCUAUACGUAGGUCAUGUAGUGAAUGCCCGAAUUAGCCCAGCUCUUAGAGUUCUCAAACAGAAUCUGACCCUAUUAAGUGCUAUCGUUACAGAACGAGCUCAACCUUUGGCAAUUAAAGAAGUCAUGAAGGCUUCUUUCGAAGCUUACCUUAUGGUUUUAAUAGCUGGUGGAGGGACGCGAUGUUUCACCAGGGUGGAUCAUGAGAUGAUUGAAGAUGAUUUAAGGCAUUUGAAGAAGGUAUUUACUACUUAUGGAGAAGGGCUUGUACUCCAGGAGGAUGUGGUAGAAAAGGAGGCUGAGACUGUGGAAGGAGUUGUGGCCUUAAUGGGGAAGUCAACCGAGGAAUUGAUUGAGGACUUCACUGUGGUAGCCUGUGAGGCUAGCGGUAUUGGAGUAAGUUCAGGGCAAACAUUGCCUAUGCCUCCCACCACCGGAAGGUGGUGUAGCAGUGACCCUAACACUAUGUUACGCGUUUUGUGCCAUAGAAAAGAUCGUAUUGCAAAUUCAUUCUUGAAGAGAACUUUCCAGCUAGCCAAGCGGGCCUAA
This is a messenger RNA of Lactuca sativa (garden lettuce), 3018 nucleotides long. Lineage: Eukaryota; Viridiplantae; Streptophyta; Magnoliopsida; Asterales; Asteraceae. The record is from RefSeq and is a predicted model, not a curated record.